UAUCGACCGAUUCAGAUUUUCUGGAAACGGUAAAUGAUCUAUAGCAAUCUUAACAACAGGUGCAGAUCCUCGGUUGAUGAUUUCGAUGUGAGAAGUCGACACUUGUUGUUGCGAGGCAAUUAAAUCACAAGUCCUCGACUGCAGCUCUCAUGCUGUUGGUCGCUCUGAAGAAAGACGUCAACAUGAAAGCUGCCCUGUUUUGCCUGUCGCUGCUGCAGUUAUGGACGAGUACAAACGGUGAAAUUUCAACUCAUGAAUACCAGCGCUACACAGAUAGCUCGGAGAUCACGGGCACCAGUAUUGCGAAAACAACGGCCCGUUCUUUGGUCAGGUGCACCACGCUGUGCGCGCAACACGAGGAGGACGAUGAACGUUGUCAUGCGGCUCGUUAUCACGGAGAGACACGUGCCUGUGAACUGAUAUCUCGCAGUAGCACGGGCACAGAACGAUGGCUUAAUGAUGGCUCGUGGACAAUUGUAGCGAGUCAGUUUCAGGACGCAGAAGUGUGUGGAGAUGGAUGGCAUUGCAACGAAGGCUCUUCGUACUUUGUGUCAGAUGAGCCUUCGGACUGGUUCACCGCCCGGGACAGGUGCAUGGACGUGGGAGCGACUCUGGCCUCGAUCAAAGACCAAACCGAAAAUACGUAUUUGAAAGACCUGCUAAAAACGUAUGGCUCAAACUUUUACUGGCUAGGGGGGAGCAGAGCAAGCCCGAAGAAUCCGUGGCUCUGGGAGACGGGGGAGGCGUGGGGCUACGAGGACUGGGAAUAUCUUAAAACUUACCUUUGCAUGGGCAUCUGGGUAAUAUCUUACAACGGGUGGCAUGACUGGGAUUGCAUGCACGCAUAUCGGUACGUGUGCGAGAAAAUAGCCUGAAAGUUGAAACUGAAAUAAAUAUGAACGUCAAGUAUGAAUAAAAUUAGUAUACGUUCAUUUCUCUAGAACAUAUAUACGGUUCAAUAGAGUUUGAGUUUGGUAGUUUAUUAAAGUCUCAUCAAUUCAACUUAUCUCGGACUUGGUGUAAGAUGGUUGUUACUAAAUAUAGCAAUAGAAGGCGUCACAGCAGUCUUGUGAUAAACAUGCGAUAUAAGUCGAAACUCGCUAUGUCGAACUAUGUUAUAUCGAUGAUCUGGUUAUGUCGAACUUUUUUAAAAUGUGUUGGGUUAAGUUAAACAUUUUUUUUUUAAAUUUCGGUUUGCUCGAUUGUUCUUUAUCUCGAAGCAUAUACGUUGUCCCAGUGACUUCGACAUAUCGAGUUUUGACUGUAUACAUUUCAUGAUAUUAUAACAUUAUGAAUUGCCGGUCAAAGAAUGAGUUGCAGGAGACUAUAGUUACAAAACAAAACUAUUUCAUCAAAUGAAUGAUAUACAUACAACAUAAAGUAAUGCUCUUAUAUUGUGAUACACAAUAAGAUUACUAGAAACGAAGGCUAAUCUUGGUAUAAAAUAAAUAAAACAAGAAAAAUUAGAGUAUUAGAAAUAAAGUGCACUGUUAUGCAUUAUUAAAACAUUCAUGACAAAUGAACUUUUUGGUUUACAUAAAGAAGCUAAACGUCAAAAAUUAAAAUACAUUGCUUAUAUAACUCAAACGGAUAUAUAACAAUCAUUGUGGAGCCUUAUA
Mya arenaria is the source of this 1619-nucleotide messenger RNA. RefSeq names its product type-2 ice-structuring protein-like. The record is from RefSeq and is a predicted model, not a curated record. The transcript is spliced from 2 exons. Lineage: Eukaryota; Metazoa; Mollusca; Bivalvia; Myida; Myidae. The coding region runs from base 150 to 875 and encodes 241 amino acids.